Molecule: messenger RNA, 442 nt
Organism: Geodia barretti
Lineage: Eukaryota; Metazoa; Porifera; Demospongiae; Tetractinellida; Geodiidae
Source: the annotation of a GenBank genome assembly
UUGUUGGUCAAGGCUGUGCUGGACAAGAGCGAAGGCAAGGGACUAGGUGUGUUUGCAGACCAGUUCAUCCCAGCUAACACCAAGAUUGCAGAAAUAUCCGGAGAAUCCAAAUACUUCAACGAAGAGGAAGCUCUUGCCUAUCUUGAGUCUUUGCCUUCUGACGAAGAGAGGGUCUACUGGCUGGCACAUGUGUAUGCUUACAAGGACAAGAUUGCUCUCGAUCCCUAUGAUCUGCUAAUGUUCAAUCACUCUUUUUCGCCUAACACGAUGACUGUAGUCAAAGACUACAAUGAUGCCUACACCAAUGGGCUCCGCGACAUCUUGAAGGGAGAAGAGCUCACAGACGACUAUAACACAUACCCUCACCUUCCCUUCCUGGACAAGUUGAUGGAACAGCAUGGCAUUGUUGAGGACUACUGUAAUAAAAAGUAAAUGAAAGGUC